ACCAAACUCUUCGGGCAUGUUUUCCACAUCAUCCUUCGAAUUUUGAAAGCCCACGCCUUCUACUCCAUCGGCUGCAAACAAAACCCCCCAAGAAACUCAACAGGCGAAACCCCUCCUCCUCUGGUUCCCGAAACUCAAAGCCAUGAGCCAAGAAUCAUCAAAUGACAAGAAACCAACAAUCCCUCCAUACAUGAAAGCUAUAUCAGGCUCUUUAGGAGGGGCUGUAGAGGCGAGUUGUUUGCAGCCAAUUGAUGUGAUCAAGACGAGAUUGCAGCUCGAUAGGAGUGGGAAUUACAAGGGAAUAAUCCAUUGUGGGUCGACGAUUGUGAGAACGGAAGGGGUCCGGGCUUUAUGGAAAGGGCUGACACCGUUUGCUACUCACCUGACCUUGAAAUAUGCGCUUCGUAUGGGGUCUAAUGCGGUGUUUCAGUCCGCGUUUAAGGAUUCGGAAACUGGCAAGUUGAGUAAUCACGGGAGGUUGAUGUCCGGGUUUGGUGCUGGAGUUCUUGAGGCCCUUGCUAUUGUUACUCCUUUUGAGGUUGUAAAAAUUAGACUGCAGCAGCAGAAAGGGUUGAGUCCUGAGCUUCUGAAGUACAAGGGUCCCAUACAUUGUGCUCGUACGAUCAUCCGUGAAGAAGGCGUUCUUGGGCUCUGGGCAGGGGCUGCCCCAACUGUCAUGCGUAAUGGGACAAACCAGGCAGCCAUGUUUACAGCCAAAAAUGCUUUCGAUGUACUCUUGUGGAAGAAACACGAAGGUGAUGGGAGAGUUCUCCAACCAUGGCAGUCUAUGAUAUCUGGAUUUCUUGCUGGAACCGCGGGUCCAGUCUGCACUGGCCCAUUUGAUGUUGUCAAAACAAGGCUAAUGGCUCAAAGCCGAGAAGGGGGUGAAUUGAAGUACAAAGGGAUGGUACACGCUAUCAGAACAAUAUAUGCUGAGGAAGGUCUUCUUGCCUUGUGGAAGGGACUGCUGCCUCGGCUUAUGAGAAUACCUCCUGGUCAAGCCAUUAUGUGGGCUGUAGCUGACCAAAUUAUCGGUCUUUAUGAGAGGAGAUAUCUACGCAUUGCACCUUCAUAGGUACUGUUUACCUUGUUUUGCAUGUUCUGGUGUUGAAAUGCAUUACAAAAUUUCUGAACUUUUCCUCUUGAGUUGGUUCGUCUUUUCUGAACGAAUGUUGCUUAAAAGAAGUCAUCAAUAAUUUGAAGUGCUUGGGGAUAACGAAGAGUCACUACAAGAAAACUUCUGACACUUUCCAGCGUGUAAUAUGAGGAUAUGUUUUGAACAUACAAACUGGUGUUUUAGCCUGAUCCUACUGGCACCUAUUGAUUUCUGGUAUCAUCCGUCCUUCCUAUUGUAAGGGGAACCGGAAGUUCUCAGUUUUGGGGUUCUGUUAGUUGAUGGAAGCAAUAGCAUUUUUGUAUUUCUGGCUGCGUUAGAAGCCGGAUCGUUUUGUAUCCUUUUUACUUUGUCAUGUAGGCGAAACCUUUUCUUUCAUGUAGCCUAUUGCAGACUUAGUUGCUUUAUAAACUCGAGCAAAUUUUAGCUCAAGCGAUGAGUUUUUUCGCUGUCUAGUUUACUUGCUAAUAAAAAAACGAAAAAGAAAGUAAAAGAAAUUUCUGUAA
Molecule: messenger RNA, 1620 nt
Organism: Populus euphratica (Euphrates poplar)
Lineage: Eukaryota; Viridiplantae; Streptophyta; Magnoliopsida; Malpighiales; Salicaceae
Gene: MSFC1
Product: Mitochondrial substrate carrier family protein
Exons: 2
Coding region: 143-1075 (310 amino acids)
Biological process (GO): fumarate transport; transmembrane transport; succinate transport
Cellular component (GO): mitochondrion
Molecular function (GO): succinate:fumarate antiporter activity
Source: RefSeq, a predicted model, not a curated record